GUCUUUCAAGUUCCCGGAUACAAUGAAGAAAAGAAAGUGAAGUGGAGUUGUGGCAUGGCGGCAAGCGGUGGGCUAUCUAAGCCAUCUGGCUUUCCAAGCUUACAGCAAGUCGUGUUUAAACGUUUUAUCUUAAAAUUCGUUCAGUCCUUGUGUAAGGAUGAUCGUACAGCAUUUAGAUAUUGGUGCAAAGGAUUAAUUCCAGUGAGAGAUUUGGAUAGAAAGGUCGAUGAUGAUGAUGAUAUUUUUAAGUUGAUUGAGUUGUUACAGGAUCAUAAUCAGUUGUUGCUUGAUGAUAUGGUCGUACUGAAAACAUUUCUGUCGGGUGCUCAGCGGUGUGAUUUGCUGAUUGAGUUAGAAAAGGCAGAAUUAAGUAUCGUGGUUGGUAAAAUCUUGGAGCAUUAUAAGGUUUUUUGUUGUCAACGUAGUGAUGGUGGUGAUUUUUAUGCGGAAGUUGUGGGGUUACUGGUUUCGAGGGUUCCUCGAAGGUUUGAACACGUACGACGAAUUUGCAGUGACAAACGUGUAUUACUUUACCUAGAUGGCGUGAUUCGUGAGUAUCUUCUGAGUUCUGGGUGUACCUGGCCGAAAGUAACUGCUGUUCUGGUGAUUUUGGCCGAGCUUUCAGUGGAGGUAGAUGACGUACAAACAUGCAUUGACUUGCUAGCAGAGAGUAUGCAGACACUUGGUGGAAUGGUAAGAGUUUAUAAUAGCAGUUACCUUUAGAUUGUAAGGCGAUAACGAAUAUGAGUACGAGGUUUUCUCAAUAUUUUUCUACUACAGUAAGCUUAUGUGUAUGGCGUACGAUCCCCGCCUAAAUUCAUGGUUUGAAUUUUAAAUUGCUCAUUUAAAUUUUCAACUUCAAAACUUGAUUUUACAGCUAAAUUCAACAUGUUACACUCUUCCUUUAGAAUUCACAUCAUUGGAAUUUACACUUGUCUUUUAGCUUUUGAACUCAACUUUUUUCAUUUGACCUUGUUCGCUGUAUAUUGUACAAACAAAUUUUUAUACACUGCUACUUUUUAUUAGGUUUAAUGCCUGAACCAGUACCAUACAAUUGACUGACAUGCUAAUUUUGCAUUCGAUGCUCACUCACCCAGGGCUCGAAAUUGCGACUCACUGGUCGCCAAUGCGACCAAAAAUUGAGCACUGGCGACUAAAUUUUCAGAACUGGUCGCCAGCUGGCGACUCGCGUUUUGUCCGAUGACUAAAGAAAACCACGACACAACUUUUGUUUUUAAAUCUUUAUAUUUGGAAAUCAAUCGGAUAUGGUAGCUAGUAUACAACUCACCUUUCCGUCCCCAGUAAAAUAAUGUCUGAAUAUUACAAGAUAAUCGACACGUCGAUACUGCGUUCAGGGCGCGCCAUAUUGUUUCAGCGGCUUCUUCCGAAACUGGGAUCGCAGGCGCACUUCAACAACAAAAAUGGUGGCAGAUACGGUGUCUCCGUAACUCCCGCAACAUUUUAGGUUUUAUUUUCCUAAAACGUUCUGUCUAAAAGGAAACGAAGACCCAAAAACUGCACUAAGCCCAUUUUUGUUUCCUCCCGGUCGGAGACUGGUACGAGCAAUGUGGUUGCGUAGAGGCCUGGGCCAAGCAUGGCGUUGUUUGUCGGCAGCGAAAGGCGUUGAGGAAAGCAAGUCGAAAAUAAAGAACGGCAUUUCGUAGAAGUAGCAAAGGGCAAAUACACAAGGACCCGUGUUUGUCUCAGAAUGAAAACCACGGACUUAAAACGUUUUAUGCUUCGCUUCAUUUAAAAUGACUAUGGAGACAACCAUCACCUUCGGACCAGAGACAUAUCACCUGAGAACAACGGUAGCUUUAUAACUAAGUGUUACUCGUGUUGUUUCUAAUUGUUUUCGCUCUUCAGUUGUGACUUUUCUUGCAUGCAAAGUAACGUAUAAAAUCGUGUUCUUGUGUAAGUUAUAUAUAAAAUAAGUUGGCGACCAAAAUUUACGAUCUGGCGACCAAAAUUUUUCCGUUAGUCGCCAGCUGGCUCCCGAACAAAAAAGUUAAUUUCGAGCCCUGUCACCGCAUUUCGCCAGUCACCGCGUCAAAUUUCAAACUCAACAUCGUAUAUUUUCAACUCAACUUUUGAAUUUUUUUUUACGCUUCAGUGAUCAUUGGUCGAGACGAAAGAAUCCUUUGUGGGGUGGGAGGUGGCAACCUUUGCGCCUCCUCCCUCCAAGUUUCUUGUCUCAGAGAUUUAGUUUCUGCUCAACAAAUGUUGUCAAAGUGCAAGUAUCUUCAAUUUUUAAGGAAAAAAAAUUCAUAAUCACGAGCAGGAUUCGAUCCUGGAGUGCCAGGUCUGCAGUCUCCUACAGUAACCACUAGCCCACCAAGGAUUCGUUAAAGUACAUUGGUUUCCUUUAAGGUGGCUCCCUAGACUAUUUACUUAUAACCCUAGCUAUCUAGCAUAAGCUACAGAAGGAAAUCUAGUUACUUUCUCUUUGCUAUUUUGUUUGCGAGAAUCACCACCAAGGUUACCCAUAUAAGAAGGCUUCUGGAUUAAGGCCAUUGCCAUGGCAACAUGGCAUGCCUAGACAGGCAGUAAUUUUGUCAUUUUUGAUCACUUUUUCUUCAUAUUUCUUAUUUCCCUAGGUGAAAUGUCUUUAAACUUUGCCACUUUAUAUUAACGAUACUGCUUAACAUUUUAAAGUGGAAAAAAACAUGUGGUCGUUAAGAUGAUUUUGCCAAGAUUUUGAAAUUUGUAAUUGUUCUUAAUAGAGGAAUUUAGCUCUUACAGAUUUUAACAAAAAAAGGACAGUACAAAGGUGCUGUAACUGUUAAGAAAUGAGGUGAUUUUUAAAAAAAUUUACCAAAGGAAACACAAGAAUUUCAUGGUUAAUUAACUGCGCUGACGUCACAAAAAUCCUAAAAACACGCGUUGUUUAGGGUCGUAUGAGCAAAAUACGCAUGCGAGCCGUCAUGCCCCCAUGCGCUUAAAGCACAUAGCUACUGAAAACAUGUGGUUUCUUCAAAAAGUUUGAAAGCCAUUGAUAAAGCCGUUCAUUAGUGUUGUUACGGUGAUAUCUCACCAGUUGAAAAAGAAAAGAUGGUGGAUUCAAUUUUACACCUAAUGUUCAAUGGAUGUUUUUUCGAAGUACUUGACUAUUGUAGCUAAAAUUCGAGCCGUGGUGGUCAAUCGUGUGGAUGGCAAUCAUCGGAGAUGAAGACGGUGGUUGUGCAGGAUUUGCAAUAAGCCCUUCAUUUCUUAAUCUGCUGUACACUGUUUGCAGAUCUUCAAAUGUCAGCCCACUUCCGGAUACUUUUUCAACCUUGUUCUUCUUUGGGGAAAAUUUCAACGGUGAGGUUUUUCUUUAAAAGUCUGCUGUAAAAAAGGCGCAGAUAUAAAAAACAUACAUUACGUCCUCAGCUGCACGUACAAGACCAUAGUUCUCGACGGACAACUAUUGCUUUCGUCAAGGGUCAAUCUGUGACUCAAAAGUUACUUUUCGUUGUGCAAAAAAUUUUUUUAGUACAUCUUGCAUGUGCAUUGAAGAACUUUUGAAACACGUUGGUUCAUCGAUGAAAAGGUUCCUUCGAUCAGGAUGCAAGUUAAGCAGGAAACCUUUUUUCUGAUAAGUUUUUUAAACAAUGUGAUAGAGUCGGCAAAACCAAAAAAAAUUUACACGGCCUGUAAUCUUGCCUUAAAGCCACUUCUAGAAUUUCUUAAAUCAAAUCAAAUGUAAGAGAAAUAAAUUGACCGAGGAGCUCUUCCGGUGAAGACAAUCUUCAGUGUUUCUUCGGGACUUGGUUCGAUCUUUCACUGACCGUGAACUAAAGGCUAGAAACAGCAACAUUGCUUCCUUCAGGAUUAGUAUACUUACUCCUUUGCUUUGUUUUGUAAGGUUUCCAUUCACCAUUUUACUUCGACUAUUUUACGUUUUUCUACUUUUGAAGGGAAAGAAUUGAUGUCUUUUGAAAAUUUUUGCUUCGUUUUUACAUACAAUUUACUCUUAUGGAGAUCGAUAGUGACUUGUAACCAAUGUAACAUUGUCUCCUCUCAUAAAUGUUUGAACUACACUAACCAAACGUUUUGUACAAUGAGCUUCAACAAAAAGUUAAUAAAGUUUUUUUUAGGGUCCCGAAUAUUUCGAAACUGAGAGGCCAUGUUUGUUUUAUUUUUGCGUGGAUGUCAUGUGGAUUUUAAAGCUUGCGUCAUACUAGUGCUCAGGUUGCGCACAACCAAUUUACUCUAGGGAGCCACCUUAAGUAGUAUAGCGAAAACCCUAACCCUAAGUAGAAGCUGACCAUUAACCCUAAUCACUAUAUAUAUUCUAUGUGCUUAACCGUAAUCAGUAUUGUUAGUGCUUAACCCUAAUCACUAUAGUCAGGGCUCACUCAUAUACAGCUAUUUAGAGAAAAGUUGUCGGAAAAAAAUGUGCACGCGACAAUCCCAAAUGGCAAUAUGGGAUAUGACCAAUACACUGUUCCUGACGACAGUAGCUGUCGAACCUACUUUUGUUGCUUUCCUUUAGCACUCGCAAAUAUAUGCCCAUGGUCUCUCGUGCUAUUCUUUCAAAUUUCUUUGAAGAACAGUGAACUCAAAACCACCCACAAUACCUAUCGGGAUUGUCGCGUGCACUUUUUCCGACAACCUUUCUCGAAAUAGCUGUAUAUGACAUUACUUUGUGUAGGCAUCACAAGGUAUCUAAGGGUGGUUUGAGAUAUGGAAACAAGCGUAUACCCAUUAACGUUAGGCACGAUUACCAGCUGCUGUUCAGUAAAUUAGCCCACACCCCUCCCCCAGACAGACGGCUGGAUGCAUGAGUUUGCUAUCGUCAAUUACCACCAAUAAGAUAAUCAAGUAGGCAACAUAAAUUUAAUUUCAAACGGUGGAUGCAAAGGUGUUGUUUGAUUUCGUGUGCGAUCAUGUUUUAGAGGCUGCAUUUUAAGCUUAAAAACCUAAAGUGUUUACAAAGAAAAGUAUUAGCUUAGAGAAGCUGGAAAAUGGUAGGUAUGCUUUUGAAAUUCAACCAACUGGAACUGGAUCAAUAAUUAUUUUCCAGUCUGCGACAAUGGUUGUUGACAGCUAACGUGAAGGAGAUGUUAACUUACGGCAUUUGAGUUCGUUUUGUUUUGGAUUAGUGGCCACAUAGCAGUUCCCACACGGAGGCUAGGCUUCAUUUAGUGGGCAUUAUGUUUCAGUGCUGCACUUAUCAAUUACAAAAAUUGAUAGGCACUCUAACUGUUAUUUUUAAUGUCUUGCUUUGUUUUGUUUUUUUCAAACUAGAAAGCCUUCAAAUUAUUUGUUAACGAUAAACUACAUGUAAAUCUGGACAGUGAUGACUAUGCGUUUUCAUCCAUGAUGAAGGAAUGUUUAGAGAACAUUGGACGUGAAGUAGACAAGUAG
Porites lobata is the source of this 5352-nucleotide messenger RNA. NCBI's taxonomy places the organism in Eukaryota, Metazoa, Cnidaria, Anthozoa, Scleractinia, Poritidae. The record is from the annotation of a GenBank genome assembly.